AUGUGGAAACUGUUGUUGAUAAUUGGGGUCUUAACGAGCCUCGUCCUUGCUGAGUUGGAGCAUUCAAAGGCCCAUACUACACACUCGCCAAAUCAUACAAAAAAGCAUCACAUAAGAAUGAAGUACAAGUACGGAAACUGGCGCCCGCACUUUGGCUACAGACCCAGUCACUAUGGUACAGAUCAUGGAUCUCGGCGUCGUAGAUCUGCCAUUGAAAUAGAGGAAAGAUCCCAAAAGAUUAACCUGAACAAGUAUGUAGUGCGAAUAUUGCAAAAGGAUAGGAUCGUGUGCAAUGGCAUUAUUGUGAACCGGCAACAGGUGCUCACGGCCAGCAUCUGUGUGCUGGAUGUCCGGCUGGAUUUGUUGACCCUAAAGCUAUACGAUGAUACCAUAUACACAGUGAAAAAUAGUUCCGCUAGUACCCGAUACACUGGGAAAGAAGCUGAUGGUCUGCUGACGCUGCUUGAACUGGCAACAGAGUUGGAGAGCCGCUUUCACAGCAAUCCGCCCAUCUGUGCUGAAGGUCCCAAGCUCUCAGAUAAGGUUUGGCUCUAUAGCUGGGAUAAGAAUGGCAGAAGACUUAAGGUUAUGGUGGCACGACCGUCUACCCCCUCGUUCUGUAUGCGCCAAAUAAAAGAUCCCCAUGGAAUGGUGGUCAACAAUGCCACCAUUUGCUUGAAGAACUCUGACUUCACGGUGGGUUGCAUGCCCAACUUUGGGCUGCCCUAUAAGUGGAACGGUAAGUUCUGCGGCAUAAAUAUCCUGGGUCACAACUGCCCCAGUCCCAGCAACGUAGAUAUCUUUGUUAAGUUGAGGGCAGAAUAUCCGCUUUACUAAAAUAUAAUAAUUAAAAACUUUUCAAUUGUUAAUGGAAUGAAAAGAUUUCAUGUUACAUCAUCUGGAUUUAGAGGAAAAUAAUAGACCAACAAAAAAUAUAUUGUUGUACGUAGGCUUAUGUUUGUACUCAUACCAAAAGAAUACAUGUUUAUAAACAUCUUGGAACAUCGUAAAUAUUUCUUACAAAAAUAAAUUUCGUUUUAUUUAUUCAAAAA
This is a messenger RNA of Drosophila ananassae, 1052 nucleotides long. RefSeq lists its product as uncharacterized. The record is from RefSeq and is a predicted model, not a curated record. The transcript has a single exon. Gene Ontology annotation, biological process: proteolysis. Bases 1 to 837 code for a protein of 278 amino acids. Gene Ontology annotation, molecular function: serine-type endopeptidase activity. Lineage: Eukaryota; Metazoa; Arthropoda; Insecta; Diptera; Drosophilidae.